Molecule: messenger RNA, 4102 nt
Organism: Astrephomene gubernaculifera
Lineage: Eukaryota; Viridiplantae; Chlorophyta; Chlorophyceae; Chlamydomonadales; Astrephomenaceae
Source: the annotation of a GenBank genome assembly
CAUGGGUUCCCAUGAGAGGGGUGGGCGCCACCUAAACGAAAUGGGUCCGCUGCGGCAGCUGCGUAAAGCUUAUCGAUGAAAGCUUAUCGUCGACAGCUUAUCGUCGACGUUCUAGACGACAUGCGCCAAACACUGACGAACAAGCGUCGAUUUAGGGCAUAAUCGGAAGCCAAAUGGUUUCUUACUUCUCGGACGCACGCUUCGCCGACUGCCCUGCUGCUUGCCCGGUCGUCGGAAUACAUGCCGUUCACGGUCUACGGCCGACCGGGCCUUGCUUCAACCGCUCCGUAUACAGUGCUUCAAUGUCAAGGCCUUAACUUUCAGGAUAAUGCCUUCCAGUGCGUAAUGGGUGCGCGUUGGAUUGUUAUACAUUUAGGUUGAAGUUGGAUACCCCAAACAGUGAGCUUGUUGUGAACACUGUUCAGCUAGCGUUUUACCUUCCCUGUUAUUUACUAUUACUGCACUGCAGCGGAAGACGUGCCUGAGAGCACUACCCACCAGCGUAGUUAACCACCGACUGGCGGCACCAUGAAAGCCAAAAAGCAGAAACAUGUGCACGUUGAUCGUCGCAGUAAAAAGGACGACAGCGAUUUAGAGGAUGGCGAGCUGCCCGGCGAGCGGCUGCAGGAUGUUGAGGAAACGCUUUCGCCACCACGCAAGCAGCGCAAAACAUCCCACACUGAUGCGGCUCCUGCCGAAUUGCACUUUUCAAAGCAUUCCGGAGCCAGGGGCGGCGGCGCUGGGAGCAUGCAUCACGCGAGUGGAACCCAUCCGCCGCCUCAAAAGACGCAAAAACAGCCCUCCCGGCAGCACCACGACACCCAUCAUGACCACCACACCUCCGCUAAGCAACCAGGCGCCUCAGACAAACGCAAAACCCAAGACGGCGCCAGCAAGCACAGCGACAAGCUUGACAAUCGCAACAAGCGCAAGGAGCGCGAGGACCGCCCUUCCAAGCACAGCAGCAGCUCUCAUGCCAAACCGCCUCCAACAGCCACUGCCGGCGUCGCAGGCCCCGCAGCCGGCAGCCCCGCAGCUGCUCCCAAGCCCUCUCCCGCCUUCGCUGCCAACAAGGAGGCGCUCAAGGCCCGCCUGGCCCGGCUGGAGGGCCUUAUGGCGGCGGAUGCAGCAGCUGGUGGCGGUAGCGUAGCGGGCUCACAGCAGCAGCGGCAGCAGCAGCAGGGGCCGGGAGGCGGGACAGCAGCUGGAGGCGGGAAGUACCUAGCGGAUGUGUACAAGGGGGCUCGGCCCAGCGUGGAAAUCAAGGGCGACCCCUCCUCCUCCUCCUCCCUGGCUACCUCCGGCCCGCCCAUCCGGCUGGCUGACGUGCAGGGGCUGGUGCUGUGGGUGCUGUCGCCCGCGGCUAACCUGGUGGAGGCGCCGCGAUGGGCGUUUGUAAAGAACAAGCCCCUGGUGGCGGGUGCGGUGCUGGUGCUGGCCAGCGGCCUCAGCAGCGCACUGGCGCAGGAGAAGAAGCACCUGCUCCCCUUCCUGAGCAGCCUUGGCCGGGCUGCCGUUGUUCGCACCUCGCCGCAAGCUAAACCGGCCCACCACACCGCCGAGCUGCUCACCACCAGUGUGCCAAUACGCAUCGCUAAACGCAAGCGACCCGCCGCGGAGGAGGAAGCGGGGGCGGGGGGUGCGGCCGCGGGCACUUCCCUAGCAACAGCAGGAGGAGAAGGAUCGACAGCUGCAGCAGCACCCACAGCAGCAUCAGCGGAUGGGGACAAGGCGGACCGGCAUGCAGACGCCGCGCAGCAGCAGCAACAUCCGCCACCUCCUCCCCCCACUGCCUCCUCCCGCAGCCCCGGACAGCGGCCCCCCUGGCUGCCCCCCGGCCCCUUCCCCCCCUCGCACUACGUGGCUUCCCUGGAGCAGAUGAGGAGCCACAACUUCCCCCUGCCACGACUAGCAAAGGAGGAGGGGGAGGAGGAGGAGGGAGCGGAAAAGGAGAUGGCGGCUAGGAAGGAGGGAGGGGGCAAGAAGGAGGGAGGGACGAAGGGGAGGAAGGCGGAGGGCGAGGAGCGGAAGGGCGGUGGAGGCGGCGCCGGAGGUUCAGGUCGUCUGGUGUGUCCGUCGGGUUACGUGGCGACACAGCCCUCAGGCGACCCCACCGCUUCCGAGCGGAUGAUAGCUCUGGACUGCGAGAUGUGCAUCACGGAGGCGGGAUUCGAGCUCACCCGCAUUACCCUGGUGGCGGGGCCGGGCUGGGGGGCGGGGAGCAGGGCGGCGCAGCUGGCGGCGGCGGUGAGGGCGGCGGCGGAGGCGGCGGGGGCGCGGACACCGCCGCCGGAGCUGACGUCGGGAGCGGCGCCAGGACGGGGUGCAGGAAGAGGAGGAGGGCGAGGAGGAGGGUUGCAACAGCAGCGGGGUGAGCAGGAGGAGGACGAUGGACAGGGGGAGGGGGAUGUGGACUGGAGUAACGGCAAUGGAGGUGGCGGCGGCGGUGGGGAUUGUACGGCAGGAGCAGGAGCAGCAGCGGUUGGUUUCCCAGUGGGUGCCGUACUGCUGGACGAGCUGGUGGUGCCCGACCGGCCCAUUCUGGACUACAACACGCGAUACAGCGGCAUCACGGCGCAGAUGCUGCAGGGCUGCACCACCCGGCUUGAAGACGUGCGGUCCCGCUUCCUGUCUCUGGUCCCCUCCGAGUGCCUGCUGGUGGGGCACGCGCUGGAGAACGACCUGGCCGCCCUGCGCACCUGCCACGGUCGGGUGUUGGACACGGCGCUGCUGUUCCCUCACCCCCGGGGGCCGCCCUUCAAGAGCGCACUCAAGAUCCUGGCCCGCCGCUUCCUGCGCCGCUGCAUCCAAGAGGGCUCCCACGACUCGGCGGUGGACGCGCGCACCGCACUGGACCUGGCGCUACUCAAGAUAAAGCACGGUCCCGCCUACGGCACCCUUGGCUCGGGUCCGCGCGCCUCCGCGCCCAAGCUGUGCGAGGUGGUGUCGGAGCAUUGCGGGGUGAAGGCCUGCCUGGUGGACAGACACGACGUGCUGGGCAGGUAUGUGAGCGGUGCUGCUGCCGCCGUGCCGGUGGGAAGUGACGAGGACGCGGUGGCGGCUGCGGGGCGGCAGGCGGCGGGCGGGGUGUACGGCCUGGUGUGGACUCAGCUGACGGAGCUGUCCACAUUCCUGUUCAGGAGGGCCCGGCACAAGGCGCGGCUGGAGGAGGAGAAGCGCCUGGCCGCGACUGCAGCGGAGGCAGCAACAACAGCAGCGGGGGGGGCAGCCGCAACCAGCGCCGCUACCCAGGUCACUGUCAGUCAGGCUGGCGCCUCCAAGACCGGCAGCAAAACCGCUUCCGCCGUGACAGCAACCGUUGCUGCUGCUGCUGCUGCUGCUACUGCCACCGCGGCUGUAACAACAACAGCAACGACUGCAGCAAGCGCCGGAGCACCCUCCCACCCCGCCCCGCACCCUCCCUCCCUCACAUCCUCAUCAGCAGCACCACCAUCAGCAGCCCAGCACCAGCCCGACUACUCGGAUGCCGUACUGGAUGGCAUCCUGGUGUCGUACGACAGGCGACUGCGGCAGCUCUGGCAGUCGCUGCCGCCCCGCUGCUUGUUCGUGGUGGCCACGGGGGCAGGGGACACGGCCGAGUACGACAGGCGCUACGAGCAGAAGUGCAAGCGCUGUUGUCAGGGCUCGGGAUUGCCGCCCUGGAACCAGGACGAGGAGGAUGCGUUGAUCGGUCUCGCGGCUCGGGAGAUGCAGGCGCUGUGUUUCGCGGCUGUGCAAGGGGAGUCGGAGGAGGGGGAGCAGGGAGGGAAGGAGGGGGCGGGGGCAGGAAGGCACUGAGGCAGCUCGUGGGACGAGCUGGGCUGCUUGGGGUGUGUUAAGAAGGCUGGCCGCGAGUCGGAACGUACUGGAUCCAGCGGGGUGUGUGCACCUCUGUUAGCAUGUGCACCUCCGUGUGCUCACGCGCUUCCGUUAUGGCGGAGUAUUUACGGUUUCAUGCACUUCCGUUGUGCGUUGCGUUACGUCGCGUCACACGCGUUAUGCGUUAUGUUAUGCGCGGAGUGAGGCCACUGCUGAGGGUGCUGCGAGGUUUGCUGCGGGGACGUUGCCAGCUGGCUGGCAGGCUUAGGAGAGGCAUUGCGCC